This is a messenger RNA of Cladophialophora bantiana CBS 173.52, 3123 nucleotides long. RefSeq lists its product as uncharacterized. The transcript has 4 exons. The coding region runs from base 1 to 3123 and encodes 1040 amino acids. Gene Ontology annotation, molecular function: protein binding; zinc ion binding; sequence-specific DNA binding. The record is from RefSeq and is a predicted model, not a curated record. Gene Ontology annotation, biological process: regulation of DNA-templated transcription. Gene Ontology annotation, cellular component: nucleus. NCBI's taxonomy places the organism in Eukaryota, Fungi, Ascomycota, Eurotiomycetes, Chaetothyriales, Herpotrichiellaceae.
AUGGAUGGCUUCUCAAGCUUCUUUGGCCAGCCUUAUCCGGGGCCGGAUCCACAAGAGACCAUGGACGGUUACACGCAGGACGACACGAUGAGCGGCAUCGAUCCCAGUGGCAUGGAAACUUCAGCUUUGGGCCAGGCGCAGACUCUGCAACAGAUCAUCAGUCAAAACAACGACGAACUAAUGCGCCGAAGGAACACUUUCCAGUCCCAGUAUCGAUCGGGCUCACACGACCACGGUCGCAGAGCCUCGAUGCUCGAGUUUUCUUCGGCCAUGGACAGCGACUUGGCCAAUUUUCAGUUCGAUCCAAACCCCCACGAACCCGGCCUGACCAUAGGCCCGCCCAGUAUCAUGCCAGUGCCGAAAUCCCUUGACCCGCGACGAGUCCGUUCGCGGGAAGACUUGUCCUUGAAUACCCGUUUCUCUCAAAUGAAUACCAAUUUCGACCAGAUGCCGCCCGUCAACUUCUCUCCGGUUAUGGCGCCGAGCACCUCCGUCUCCCUCGAACCAUCCACCGCAUACAUCGCGCCAAAUAUGGAUAUGGCGAUGGAUUUUGACCACCUAGCGGGAAGCUCAAGGACUCCAGCCAUGCAAUCGGGACCGAUGCAGGAGGCCAUCUAUUCAGCGUCCCCAAUAGAGCAAAGCUUCUCGAUUCCUUAUCAACCCGUCAACCAUGAUCCCGGCGGCGGUUCGAUGAGCCCCCCCGGUCCAAAUUCCAUGGCUACUAUAGUCCCAGCCAUGUCCUCAAUGCCCGAAGGUUUCCCAGGGACUUCUCAGCAACUCCGAAGGCAAACCCCCAUUACCGCUAUUGCACCAGCUCCUCUCUCCGCAAUGGCUUCCCCCAUCCACAUACAGGACUCUCCGAACAGAAGACGAUCCGUAGAUGUUCCAAUAGCUUUUCCCUCGAAAGGUACCGUGACCUUGAAAAGCCGCGCAUUGGCUGUCCCCCAUACUGAUGCGCUUCCAUUAGAUGUUAGUGCCUCCUUAAGGAUGAUGAACCCUCCGGCUCUGCCUCACAUGCCGCUAGUGCAAGGUGGGCAGCUUCAGCAUCCCAAGUUCGCCAACGCCUAUUCUUCCAGCGGGUUUGAUAUGCUUGGAGUUCUUAUGCGAGUUGCCACGAGACCAAGACCCGAAAUUAACAUUGGCCCCGUUGACUUAUCCUGUGCAUUUGUUGUUUGCGACAUUGAGAAAUUUGAUCUACCCAUCGUUUAUUGUUCAGAAAUGUUCGAGCGUCUGACAGGAUAUACGAAACAUGAAAUCCUCGGUCGAAACUGCCGCUUUCUCCAGGCGCCCGAUGGAAUAGUGCAGUCGGGAGUGAAGCGGAAAUACGUCGAUGACAGCUCGGUUCUCUAUCUGAAGAACCAAAUCUCAAGAAGGGCGGAAGCACAAUUGAGUCUGAUCAAUUAUCGAAAAGGCGGACAACCAUUCAUGAACCUCCUUACCAUGAUCCCCAUCCGAUUUGACUCUGAAGAUUAUAAGUUUUACGUUGGUUUCCAGGUCGAUCUUGUCGAGCAGCCAAGCUCCGUGUCCGGGAAGAACCCAGACGGAACUUAUGAGAUCAACUACAAUCGAAGCUCGCUGCCGGCUUACCAUCUUCCCACUCCACCUGAUCCAACUCAGGCGCUGCACGACAUAGGCCAGACUGUGUCUCCGGACGAAGUGUCCAGGCUUUUGGUCACUCUCGGGCGUGGCGAAUCGGAGGUGUCAAAACGCGUCUGGGACAAGGUCCUGCUGGAAAACAACGACGAUGUUGUGCAUGUCCUUUCCCUAAAAGGACUGUUCCUUUACGUAUCUCCUGCAAGCCGAAGAGUCCUAGAGUACGAUCCCAGUGAACUUGUCGGCGUAGGCUUAUCCUCGAUCUGCCACCCUAGUGACAUUGUACCGGUUACCCGAGAGCUGAAGGACACCCCCCCUGGGGAGCCCGUGAGCGUGGUCUAUCGGAUCCGCAGGAAAUUCAGUGGGUACACGUGGUUUGAGGCCCACGGGACUCUAUACAUCGAACAGGGCAAGGGCAGGAAAUUUAUCAUUCUUGCAGGACGAGAGAGACCGGUCUAUGCCUUGGAUCGAUCCGAGCUCUCGACAGAUGGCAAUCUCGGCGAGAGCGAGUUAUGGUCCAAGAUCUCAACAUCGGGGAUGCUUUUGCAUGUGUCUUCUACCUCUCGAGUCAUGCUCGACCGGCUUCCUGAAGACCUUGUCGGGACAAGUUUACAGGCUUUGAUGAGACCGGAUUCCAAAAAGGAGUUCCUACGUAUGCUUGAAGUCGCACGAACUGGCGAGAAGGUCACAUUCAGGCAUGACCUUCAGAAUCGGAGAGGCCAGGUCCUUCACGCACAAACGACAAUCUAUCCCGGCGAUGCUCGGCUUGGUUUCAAGCCCACCUUCCUGCUUGCGCAGACUCGCCUCCUAAAGAUGACGCGUGCUGCACUCUUGAGUCAGAAGUCGGCGUCGGCGACACCAUCAAGGGGUGACCGAGCGUCGGCGGGGUCUGGAACUCCAGCAUCACGUCUGGACGGGUCUGUCAGGAGUCUCGCGGAACAUCCCGGCCCGCUUUCGCAGGCAGGCAACCACGUCCUGAGUCUAGGCAACCAAGACGAGGCCCUGGCCUCGGAGAACAACAUCUUCGAUGAGCUGAAAACUACCCGGAGUUCCAGUUGGCAGUUUGAACUGAGGCAGAUGGAGCGUCAAAAUCGGUUGUUGGCUGAGGAGCUUCAAGCAUUGCUGAGUCGCAAAAAGAAGCGAAAGAGGAGAAAAGGGCUUGGCCAGAUCGAAAAGGAUUGUGCCAACUGCCACACUCGAGUCACACCAGAAUGGAGACGAGGCCCAAGUGGCAACCGUGAUUUGUGUAACAGCUGUGGUCUGCGGUGGGCCAAACAGAACGGACGAGUAUCACCUCGCAAACCUCUAAAUCAAAGUGACAAAGGCUCAAAAUCGCCAGCUCAGCUCAAAGUAGUCAACAAGCCCGAGCCAAAGAAUGGCGAAAUAUCUGAGACAAUUAAUGGUGGCGCUGACCAACUGGCUGGGGCUACUUCAGGAGCGGGCAGGCAGGGAGACGCAUGGAGAACUGUGAUGCCACCAAAGAUCGAGGAAGACGAAGAACCUCCUCACCCGAGCAUAUUGCCAACAUGA